CCUCAAAUAUGUCUCAGCACAUAAACUUAUUCUUGGUUGUUAAUUUGGGUUCAGAGAUGUUAUAUGUGAUAAAUCAAAGACUUUUAGCCCAAGACAUCUGUCAAGAAAAAUCAAAACAAGUUAUACGCGAUAUAACAAGCGUGCUCCUAAAUUCACGACUUCUAACUUCUCUUUCUAAUACGAAAAUACUGCAUUCUCAUAAAUACAUUUUUGCUCUCAUGAGCGAUAUCGCAUGUUGCUCAAUAAUGAGAUUAGACAAGCAUUCGAUGGGAAAACUAUGGGACUUAAUGGUGAUGAUUUACAAAUGGCAAUUAAAUUUAACAAAUGAAACUCAUAUUUUCGAUAUCACUUGUCGACAUAUUCGUGGAAUUUGCAAACUCAAUCCCGAGGCAGACGUUGCGCGUCUGACCAACAAUACAAUAGACAUAUUUCGAAAAGUUUGGCUCAAAUUGUCGCCUAAACAGAUCAUCCGACUAAGAGAGAGUUUGAUCGAUUGGCUGCGACCAUAUCGCGUUAAAGUAACGCUUUUAUUGCGGUUAGGACUACAAAAUCUGGAUGGAAGUUUUCUUAUUAAUCCUUCAAUCGAAAAAUAUGGAAGCAUAUUGUGCAACUUGGGUAGCAAUAUUUACAUUGAUUACGAUUAUAUACAACCUAUUCGAAAUGACGAUGAAAGCGAAAGCAUCGACUCUUCAAAUGAACGUGGAGAUUUUUUGGAUCUGAAAGCUUUGGUAGAUGAGCUCCUAGGCUCAUGCGAGAUUAAAAACUCGAAUUUGCCAACCAUCGAUUUAAAUUUUCAGCAAAAUCUGAAAUCAGAUGAAUCAAGACUGGAAAUGGAACAUAAAUUUGAAAGUAAAGCCGAUGAUAUGAAUCAAUUACAUCAAAUUUAUGGUGAAAUGAGUAUGGAAGAAAAAAAUCCAAUCCAAGGAGAGACAUCAUCAUUUCAGCAGCAGUUGUUAGAUAUGUUGGAAUCUGAUGAAGAAUAA
Ctenocephalides felis (cat flea) is the source of this 983-nucleotide messenger RNA. RefSeq names its product protein OSCP1 (gene OSCP1). The coding region runs from base 9 to 983 and encodes 324 amino acids. The transcript is spliced from 2 exons. Gene Ontology annotation, biological process: transport. Lineage: Eukaryota; Metazoa; Arthropoda; Insecta; Siphonaptera; Pulicidae. Gene Ontology annotation, cellular component: cytoplasm; plasma membrane. The record is from RefSeq and is a predicted model, not a curated record.